UAAACUUGAACUCUCUGAUAAUGGCUGAAUCGCAAGAAAUCAUAUUUUCACAGUACGCUCAAGAUCCUCUGGAUAAUUUUACUCAACAAUAUGAGGAAAUGUUUAGUAAAAUGCCGGCCAAAGUGAAGGUUGAAAAGAAAAACCGACAAAAACCUUUGAAGAAGAAUGGUGUUUCGUCAAAAUCAUUUGUGAUAACUAAAGAGCAGAGAGGGACGAAACUAAUCCAAAUUAAAAUAUUGGAUUUGGCAGUGGAUCAGUCGUCGAGGACGGUCUCAAACGGAGCCGACGGUGAAGAAGACGACAGUACGGUGCUCAGUGCUCAAUACGUGGUGCAUGAUCCUGUGGAUGAAAUAAUGGACCUCACGGAAACCUUAGUUAAGACCAUAUCCAAAAGAUUGUGCGGUGAAUUGUAUUAGUGUUUUUUUA
Molecule: messenger RNA, 426 nt
Organism: Ostrinia furnacalis (Asian corn borer)
Lineage: Eukaryota; Metazoa; Arthropoda; Insecta; Lepidoptera; Crambidae
Exons: 2
Coding region: 21-416 (131 amino acids)
Source: RefSeq, a predicted model, not a curated record